Molecule: messenger RNA, 537 nt
Organism: Haemonchus placei
Lineage: Eukaryota; Metazoa; Nematoda; Chromadorea; Rhabditida; Trichostrongylidae
Source: the annotation of a GenBank genome assembly
CCAAUGACCCUGGAACUAUUUGUGGAAUUGAUGAUUCAGUUCUAUAAGAUGGGCUGGAUGCGCGGCACUGGUGGAGCAUUGGGAUGUAUUGCAAAUGGAUCCAAAUGCGUUAUACAUACUCAUGGAAAAAAUGCUAAUUUUAUCACUCAAUUAAUAAAAGGAAAUAUGUUUGAAAUCUCACACCAGGAAUACAUAAAAGGUGUUUACGACCCAUUCACUGGAAAAACAUUCAGUUACGAUGAUACGCUGGCCAUCCCUAUCAUCGAAAAUCGACUGCACGAGAUAGAGUUGUUACCGGCUUUGGACGAGUGCCUGAAGACUCAUCAACGCUCCUGUGCUGUGUUGGUCCGCACUCAUGGUCUCUUUGUAUGGGGCCUCACUUGGGAGACAACUAAGAUCAUAGCCGAAUGCAUAGAUUGCCUCAUUGAUCUGGCUAUUGAUAUGAUUCGACAAGAAAUACCUUUGGUGAAAGAAGUCGCCAUGGCAAAGUCGGACAACCCUGAUGAGGACUACCAUCAUAUCUUCUAUACAAAGUAG